This is a messenger RNA of Carassius auratus (goldfish), 2237 nucleotides long. It is a transcript of the gene poc5, whose product is annotated as POC5 centriolar protein homolog (Chlamydomonas). The record is from RefSeq and is a predicted model, not a curated record. The coding region runs from base 129 to 1820 and encodes 563 amino acids. The transcript is spliced from 13 exons. Lineage: Eukaryota; Metazoa; Chordata; Actinopteri; Cypriniformes; Cyprinidae. Gene Ontology annotation, cellular component: photoreceptor connecting cilium. Gene Ontology annotation, biological process: eye photoreceptor cell development.
UGCUUUUACUGCAGCGUCUAGCAGUUUGAAACGGUGCUUUUUAACAGUAGAGUGGGUACUUGCAGUCUUGCAGAUUGAACGAUUAAUUUGGUAGAGGAACAAAUACCUUUAAAACACUCACUGAGAAGAUGUCAUCAGAUGAAGGGGAGCAAAACAGUCCAGUUUUACCAAGAGAUUCAGACAGAGGCAGCUCUGUUUCCUCUGUGCUUCAGGAUGAGUAUGAAGAACUUCUUCGAUAUGCUGUUGUGACUCCGAAGUAUGACCCAAGUAUCCCAUCACAGACAUUGAGCACAAAUCAACUCUCCAAGAGUUUACAGCAAACGACUAAAAGAGGGACGCCUGCUCAACACACUGCAGAUAAUGAAGGGCACUCAGACAACGGGGCUACGCCAACUCCAUCAUUGGAAGAAUCCAGACCACAAAGUCGAGCAUCCGAGGCUAAUAGCUUGUCAUCUGAGGAAAGGUCAGCGAGGUCGCUGACUGGAUCAGACAGAUCAGGACAAAACAGCCCUGAUGCUCUGACCACCGUCAUGACCGAGAUGUUCAUCUCAGAGGAGAACCUGAACAAGAUGGAGAACAUUUUGGACACCUGGAGCACAAACCUUAAGAGUAAUGUGAUGAUGGAGCUGAGGAAAUGGAAACUGGCCUUUGUGGAGCAGCACAGACUGGAGCUUAAGAAGGAGCGGGAGAAACAUGCAGCCCAUAUGGCUGCUGUAAAUGCCGAGAUGGAUGGUCUGAAAGACCUGCUCAACACCUACAAGAUCUCCAACCAGAGAAAAGAUGAGGUGAUCGUGAAUCUGAGCAGGGCGCUUGACAGGCAGAGGGAGAAGCUGGAGCUGAUGAGGAGUUUCUCCCAGUGGAGACUACAGCAGUGUGCUGCCAGAGAGGAGGCACAGGGGGGCAGACUGGCGGAGCAGCACUAUCAUUUGCAGCUGAAGAGGAAGGUGUGGGCAGGCUGGCACUCGCUCAUCCAGAACGGGUGGCGGGAGCGUGUGGAGAGAGCAUGUUGUGCCAGAGCAGAGGACGUCUGCAUGCAGCUCUCUACAGACUACGAGGCCAAGAUGGCACAGUAUGUAGAGGAGCUCCAGAAAGCUCAAGCUGAAAUCAACAGGCUGCACACCGAGCGAGAGCGCUAUGAGGACUCUAUGAAGAAAGCUUUCAUGCGUGGGGUCUGUGCUCUCAACAUCGAGGCCCUUAGCAUGUUCAACACUGGAGAAGCGGGUAGACUGGACCGUGAUAUUCCACCUGCAGGGGAGGAGCCAAGCACCAGCUCAAUGGCCAAUCACCCUCCACGGACGGUCUCGUCAUCACGGCUCAGUCCAGUUGUCAUGGAGAGUCCAGUACAUUUGGGCCCCUCCCACAGCAUCACAGAGGAUGUAGAGGCGGAACAUUUUGUCUCUCAGUCUGGCUCAAGCACAGGCCCAAGAGCAGAAACUAUUUUCUCAACCACGGUGAAUUCUUCCGGACCACCAGGGGGCAGUACAAGCUCUUUCAGACAGGCGAGCACACGGAUAGUAACAGCUGGCAAGCAAAAAGCCACCAAGACCGUGACCGCUCGUUUGACGGGACGGCCAGAGCAUAACCGGACGGUCCGCCCCCCUGCAGCUCUGCAUCUCAUGGGCGUGGCUCCUCCCAUGAGUUCAGUUGUUAUAGAAAGACAUCACCCUGUCACUCAGCUCACUGUCGGCCAGGCAACAGCAGCUAAAUUCCCUCGCUCUGCUCUUCAGAGUCAGACUGUCUCCAGUAGCAAGAGCUCCUCCAGCCAACCCAGAGGCCCCUCCUCCACCUUUCACAUCCACUCCAUCAAAGUUGUGGACUAACACACACACACACACACACUCGUUCAUUUAUCUCUCAGGUCUUGAGUCUGGAUAUUGUAACUCAGUAGUAUUUGAUUUGUUAAGAGGCUUUGAAUUAGAUUUAAUACAUUUUUAGUCCUAAAUGUAAUUUUUAUUUUCAUAACAUGGAAUGAAGGUAAGUUGUUUUAUACUGAAAAUGCCAAGAUUUUAAUUGAAGAAUCAUUAUUUAUUACAUGACAUGGUUUCUUUAAUUUAUUCAAGUUGUUUGUCACCAAUUACUUUAUAAUGUUUUACAAAGUCAUAAUCAAAAUCUGCGACACUUUUCUGAUUCAUUGUUUCAGAGCAGUCGGCUACUGUAUCGGUUUGUACUGAACCUUAAUCCACAGGCAGUACUAAAUUGUUGGAUCAAUUAAAAAUUAAAGUGCUGUUUUAAGUUCA